UACCCUUCAUACUGGCUGGACUAAGUGGCCAUCAGAGCAGUCGUGGAGGCUUAGUUUCUUUAUGGCUUUGUCUAAAGUGACCUUCUUCUGAGAGGCUGGGGAGACGUGGUGGGCCGUCUGAAGACGCAUAGAGCUGCAGGUGGCGUUCUGAGCACGAAAUACACUGGUCACGUGGUCUGCUCGGAUAGCAAACAUGGCGGCACCCAUUGCCGGGAAGUGGUCUUACAAAUCCGGUUGGCCUGUGUUACUCCAGAGGGGGACAUGGCGCCGGAUGUGCCCCCCACUCUCCCAGCAGCGCCCAGCUAGUCUGCAGUGCCCCCCACGCCGCUGCUUCUUCUGGAGGAAGUGGCGUAGCUCCCACAACGUGGUGCGCCCCGCUGUGGUGCGACCUGCCUACGCUGUGCCCAAACACAUCCAGAGGCCUGAAUAUGUGUCUUCCAGGUCAGUUCCUGAUUGGCCAGACUACAUUGAGAUUAAGGAUGAGGAGCAGAUUGAGGGUAUGAAGAGCGCCUGCCAACUCGCCAGACACAUACUGCUGCUGGCGGGAAGAAGUCUCAAGGUUGGCAUGACGACAGAUGAGGUAGAUUUCAUCGUCCAUCAGGAGGCCGUCCGGCACAAUGCAUACCCCUCCCCACUGCACUACGGGGGUUUCCCCAAAUCUGUCUGCACCUCUGUCAACAAUGUGGUGUGUCAUGGCAUACCAGACAGCCGUCGGCUUGAAGAUGGCGAUAUUAUCAACAUCGAUGUGACUGUUUACCUGGAGGGUUACCAUGGAGACACAUCAGAGACAUUUCUUAUUGGUUCCGUGGAUGAGGUGGGGAAGAAGCUGGUGGAUGUGGCAAGGCGUUGUCGUGACGAGGCCAUCGCCGCCUGCAGACCUGGUCAACCGCUUUGUGUCAUCGGCAACACAAUCAGUGACAUAGCUGGUACCCAUGGGUUUCGUGUAUGUCCCUACUUCAUUGGUCAUGGAAUCGGGUCCUUUUUUCACGGACACCCAGAGAUAUGGCACCAUGCAAAUGACAAUGACCUACAGAUGGAGGAGGGCAUGGCCUUCACCAUAGAACCCAUCCUGAUGGAAGGUUCCUCAGAGUUCCACAUCCUGAAGGACAAAUGGACCGCUGUCUCUGCGGACGAUAAAAGAUCAGCCCAGUUUGAGCACACUGUCGUCAUCACUUCUGAUGGUGUUGAAAUUCUCACCAAGCUUCCUGAAGAGGAUUGAUAUGUGUGUGUGUGUGUGUGUGUGUGUGUGUGUGUGCGUGCGUGCGCCAUUUGGGAGAACAGUUAUAGACUGUGUGUGUAAAUUGUACAGUAAAUGUGUGUCAGCAUGACUUAUUAGGCAUUGUUUUUAAAAUCCUGCACAGUGGCACUGAAAUCCACUCUUCCUUGUAAGCUCGCAAUAUGAGAUAUAAGUGAGAAUAUGUUAUUUAAGUAAAAUGUUGUCUUUCUUUAAAAA
This is a messenger RNA of Clupea harengus (Atlantic herring), 1453 nucleotides long. RefSeq names its product methionyl aminopeptidase type 1D (mitochondrial) (gene metap1d). The record is from RefSeq and is a predicted model, not a curated record. Lineage: Eukaryota; Metazoa; Chordata; Actinopteri; Clupeiformes; Clupeidae. Gene Ontology annotation, biological process: proteolysis. Gene Ontology annotation, molecular function: metalloaminopeptidase activity.